Symbiodinium necroappetens is the source of this 1791-nucleotide messenger RNA. NCBI's taxonomy places the organism in Eukaryota, Dinophyceae, Suessiales, Symbiodiniaceae. The record is from the annotation of a GenBank genome assembly.
AUGCCGGCGGGUACGGAGCUGGAAGGUGGACUUCUGAAUCAUGAAGCACCACUCUGGACCAGCGACGAGCUUCACAACUCUGGUCUUCGAGCUCGACUUGACAUCGAUGGUGGCAAAGGGUGGGUUCCGGACACGACGGCGUUCUCGGUCGAAGGUGCGCAACCGGGAAUUGACAUAGAGUCAGUUUGCAAGACCGAUUGCCGUUUUUUCACAGCGGAUGACAGUUUAGUAGGUCUAGCAUCCGUCUGGAGCAUCCAAGCUAGAGCCGCCGCUGGCGUAGUGAACACCAAAGCUGUUUACCACACUGGGAUGGAAGUCCAUGUGGAAAGUGCAAAUCCUGACAUGUUACCCAAGUCCUGCUAUGUGAGUGUGCGCGUGGGCGAAGUGCUCAAGCAGGGCAGAUACGAACCUCAGAGAGCCUACACUUUCCCAGCAAUCGAUCGCCGGCGUGACGUGCGCGUCGACGUCUACCAGCACGUGGGUAGUUGCAUCCUGUCGGCCGAGCCGGACAGCGCUUCGAUUCACGAUGUCUUUGCCACCAGCACCCACCCGGAUUUCCCGGCCAUGAAGUUCAAGGAGGUCCAAAAGUCCAAGACCGAUAGGGCUGCCAAGAUGAAAGGGAGAGCCAAGGCACGGCAGCGCAACCACCCCACCAACAUUACAGCCUCGGAGACUGUCCAGAGUAUUUGGGAAAGCAUCGAAUCGAAGCUUCUCGGUGAUGCACAGACAUCUUGCAGCCCUGCCAUGAUGCAUGCAGAUCCCGUUGCCAGUCUCGCCUUGCUGAAGGACCCGGAUUCGGAGCAAGGGCUUUCCAAUGUUGAUCCUGUCGGAGAGCAGCCUGCUGAUGCUGUCGACUUCGUUUGCAAAUACUUGGCCGGCACAAAGAAAGACUCGGAGAAGGAGAAGCAGCUCCCACCCUUGGCCUCCGGCAGCACCAAGGCCGCCGGGACCCGGCCCCUGCAGAAGGAAAAGGAGCCGGAAAAGGUCGGCGAGGAAUCCUUUGUCACCAUCGACGGGACACCAGGGCCACCAGCUCCAAGCGAAGCUGAGGACCCACGGAACAGCGAUUUGCCAGCAGUGCGAUCGCAAGUUUGCCAGCUCCUCGUCGAGGCCGCGGAAAAUGGGCAGCUGGAGUCGGCUCUGAGGGACGCAAAGACCGACCCACAGGAGGGAGCAGCUAUGAAUGGAGUCCGAAUGAAGACCGCGAACCUUCUCAUGCAGGCGGCAGACAAUGGCGACCUGGAAGAGGCCAUACGUCAGAUCCAGGAAGGACCCCAGAACGAUCAAGUCCGUCUCAAGGUGGCCAACUUGCUUAUGACGGCUUCAGAAAACGGGGACCUGCACAAGGCUCUCACCGAGAUAAAGGAAAACAAAGCUGGCGACAAGAACAUGAGUAAGGAUGAGGCGCGUGAAAGAGCCGCCGGCUUGCUCAUCGAGGCUGCAGAGAACGGGACGUUGGAGCAGGCGUUGGCCGAGCUCAAGACCCCGACAGCCGACGAGCUCACCACGAGGGUUGCCAAGGCCCUUUUCGAUGCCAUGCAGAAUGGAGAGCUGGAGAAGGCCAUGGCAGGAAUGCCGACGGGCACGGCUCCGACCGAGCCUGCGCCUGAAAAUUCAUUUCAGCCCGCCGCAGAGGCGGAGACCCCAGCCACUUCGGACCCAACUCCAGCCGAUCCAGCUCCGGCUGACCCUGCUCCGGCUGAGCCGGAAAAGCCAUCCCAGCCCACAAAGGAGCUUGAGGGAAAGGCCGAAGUCGUAGAAGAAACCAACGCCUCCGGGAACGCAGCGUAA